UUGUCCACUGGUCAUCCGCACUCCCAACUAUCAUCAUACCUCUCCUUCAUUCUUCAUCAAACAAAAACUUCUAAAAGCGAGAGAUCACUUAGAUGAGAGCCAUGGGUUCAGCAAGAGUUUCAGCUCUUCUCUUCAUUUGCAUGCUUUUCAUUUCAUCACUUACUCCUAUUCUUGGUUGUGACUGUCCUCCUGGUAACAAACCACCACACAAGAAACCUAAGACACCCAAGAAGAAGACUCCCAGUUACAAACCUCCCAGUCAUGGUAAUCCACCAGUAUCACACCCACCAAAAGUUAAACCACCAGUCACACUUCCUCCUAUUGUGAACCCACCAGUUACAAUCCCACCAGUCGUGAAACCUCCAAUUACAAUCCCACCAGUUGUUAAACCUCCAAUCACUAUCCCACCUGUUGUUGGUCCACCCGUAACUCUGCCUCCUGUUGUUAAUCCACCAGUAACAAUCCCACCAUAUGUUAAACCACCAAAGACUGUUGUACCUUGUCCACCACCUCCAGUGAAACCAGCUAGUUGCCCUAUUGACACUCUUAAGCUCGGUGCUUGUGUAGAUCUUCUCGGUGGGCUGGUUCACAUCGGUCUUGGAGAUCCUGCUGUUAAUGAAUGUUGCCCUGUGCUUUCAGGACUUGUUGAACUUGAAGCUGCUGUUUGCUUGUGUACUACCUUGAAGGUCAAGCUUCUUAACUUGAAUAUCUUUGUUCCUCUUGCACAACAACUUCUUGCUACUUGUGGAAAGACUCCUCCUCCUGGCUACACCUGUUCUAUCUAGACUCAGGUUGCUAGAUUUGAAUGAUCAAGAUGAUGAUGAUGAAUGGACAUGAGAGGAUGUCUGAUAGUAGCAGUGCUGAUGAAGUUUUUACGCAAUUUGUCUUUAAGUUUUAAAUUAUUUCCUUGUUGAUUGGUACUAUUAAUGAUGUUUGGUUUCAUCGUUGUACACAUUUUCUUGUUUCCUUGUCAUUGUACAUGUUGAACGUGAAUUUGUGGUAGUAAAGCAACAGUAAGAAAAAGAAGAUGCUUUCUUAUAGCAUCUUUUGUUUUUUUACCAAAAAGUGUCAUUUGCAUUAUUCUCCAUUUCCAUGUGGUCAGCUGAACAAUUAUGUUUGUUUCUUUGAUUUGUAAAAGGAGGAAAAGAAAAAGUUUAAGCAAAACA
This is a messenger RNA of Papaver somniferum (opium poppy), 1166 nucleotides long. RefSeq names its product 36.4 kDa proline-rich protein-like. The record is from RefSeq and is a predicted model, not a curated record. Lineage: Eukaryota; Viridiplantae; Streptophyta; Magnoliopsida; Ranunculales; Papaveraceae. The transcript is spliced from 2 exons. The coding region runs from base 93 to 785 and encodes 230 amino acids.